Messenger RNA from Pipistrellus nathusii (Nathusius's pipistrelle), 375 nucleotides. NCBI's taxonomy places the organism in Eukaryota, Metazoa, Chordata, Mammalia, Chiroptera, Vespertilionidae. The record is from the annotation of a GenBank genome assembly.
AUGGCUGCUUUAGGUACCCUGCUCCGCACAGGUGCCCGGAGGCUGCACGGCAGCGCGGCGGCGCGGGUGGGGAGUGAGUGGAGACUCCAGCAGGGCAUGGCCGCCAACCCCUCGGGCUACGGGCCCCUGACGGAGCUUCCAGACUGGUCCUACGCGGAUGGCCGCCCUGCUCCUCCGAUGAAAGGCCAGCUUCGAAGACUAGCCCAAAGAGAGAAAUUCGCAAGACGAGUUGUACUGCUGUCACAGGAAAUAGAUGCUGGAUUAGAGGCAUGGCAGCUCAAGCAGCAGCAGAAGGUGCAGGAAGAAGAACAGAAGAAGAAAAACGCUCUUAAACGUAAAGGGGCUGCUCGGCAGAGCCCAUCGCCACGUCAAUAA